Messenger RNA from Hydra vulgaris (swiftwater hydra), 1685 nucleotides. Its product is annotated as something about silencing protein 10. NCBI's taxonomy places the organism in Eukaryota, Metazoa, Cnidaria, Hydrozoa, Anthoathecata, Hydridae. The record is from RefSeq and is a predicted model, not a curated record. Gene Ontology annotation, cellular component: nucleolus; small-subunit processome. Gene Ontology annotation, biological process: maturation of SSU-rRNA from tricistronic rRNA transcript (SSU-rRNA, 5.8S rRNA, LSU-rRNA).
UGUGCGUUUAACUCAAUGCCGUGUUAACUGAUAAAUAGUAAACAGACAAAUGUAGUUUGAAAAAAAAAUAAUAUUUUAAUAUGGUGAAAAAAAAAGGUAAGCUGAGAAGAGUAAAUCCAGAACAGAAAAAAACUAUAAAAGAUCCUAAUCCUAAUGAUCAAGAAUAUAUUUACAAUGAAGUCGACGAGUUUCAUCUUAGUAAAGAUAAGAUUAUGUUGGAUCCAUCACAAGAUUAUGAUGAAUCAGAUGAACAAGUAUCUGAUGAGGAAGUAUUAGCUAUAGGUAGUGAAGAAAGCGAAGAAGAAAUAAAUAAUGCUGAUGAGACUUUAAAUGAUAAAAAGGAUGAUGAUAGUGAGGGUUACAGUGACGCUGACAAUGAUGACAUCAGUGACAAUGGUGAUGAUGAUGAUGACAAUGAAGAUGAUGAUAAUGAAGACUCUGAAAGUGAAGAUGGUAUCCCAAGCUCAAAAGCAUGGGGGAAAAGCAAAAAGGCAUAUUAUGACACAGACAUUCAUGAAGAAGAUUUAUUAAGUGAUGAAGAAGCUCAGGAGGCUGCUGCAGAAGAAGAAAAAGAGGCUUUAUUACUCCAAAAACAAAUGGCUGAAAGACUUGGUAGCGAAGACUUCUAUAAAUGUGAUGCUGAGAAUAUUGAAAAUGAUCAAAGUUCAGAAGUGACAGAAUCUAAUGUGAUUACAGAUUAUUCAAAACUUUCCAAACGUGAAAAGCUAGAGAUUUUAUCUAAACAAUCUCCUGAGUUACUUCCUUUAAUAGAAGAAUACAAAGAUAUGUUAAAUGAACUAAAAUCAAAAUAUCACCCAUUGUUGUUGAUGUCACAAAAAGGUUGUAUUGAUUCAAAACAAGUGAGGCUCUUUGUAGAGAUGAAGCACCAUAUAUUAACAAAUUAUUGUGUCAAUAUUGCUUUCUACAUGGCAUUAAAAUCAAGUAAAACAUUUUUGAAAGGGCAUCCUGUUUUUAAUGCUUUAGUUCAGCAUAAAGAGCUUCUUUCAAAAUUAUAUCCAGUUGAGAAGGAUCUUGCUUCCCAAAUAGCAACUCUUAUUUCACAAUACCACACUGGAGAAUGGGAGAGUAUUUCAACAGUAGUUGAGGAAGUUGAUGACAAUCCUCAGGAGCUAAAAAAGAAAAAAAAAGAAAAGAAAUCAAAAAGACCAUCCAAGAUGAAACAAUCAAAUGCUUCCUUGGAUAACAUAGAUCCAUUGGAAUAUUACAAUAUGGUAAAAGAGCAAGCUGAAAAUGAGAAACGUUUAAAACUUUCGAAAAAUCAAAAUAAUGAACCGUCUGACGAAGAAGAUGAACUUGAUGAGGAAGGUAAAAGAAAAAUUACAUAUGAGAUGUCUAAAAACAAAGGUUUAAUUAGAAAACGACGCAAAGAGUUAAAAAACCCCAGGGUUAAACAUAGGAUGAAAUUCAAAAAAGCUGUCAUCAAACAUAAAGGACAGGUUCGUGAAGUUAAAAAAGAAAUCAACCGAUAUGGAGGUGAAAUAACCGGUAUUAAGUCCUCUUUAGCAAGAAGCACGAAAAUACGAUAAAUGAUUUAAAGAUCCACUACGAAUAUUAUAAGUUUAAAGUACUAAAUUUUAAUUUUAUUAUGUAACACAUUUUUUGUCGUUAGAUUCAAGUUAUUAUAUUUCAAUUGUGUCUAAAGAUUAGAAAAACGUCUAUAGUAA